Nerophis ophidion (straightnose pipefish) is the source of this 3282-nucleotide messenger RNA. RefSeq names its product mucin-2-like. The transcript has 5 exons. The record is from RefSeq and is a predicted model, not a curated record. Gene Ontology annotation, cellular component: signaling receptor complex; cell surface; membrane. Gene Ontology annotation, biological process: receptor internalization; calcium ion transport; protein localization to plasma membrane. Gene Ontology annotation, molecular function: coreceptor activity. NCBI's taxonomy places the organism in Eukaryota, Metazoa, Chordata, Actinopteri, Syngnathiformes, Syngnathidae. Bases 1451 to 2749 code for a protein of 432 amino acids.
ACACAGACACACCCGCACACACACACCCCCUCACUCACUCUCACACACACACAUACACACACAUUCACUCAGAACACACACUGAAAGACUCACACACCUAUAGACACACACACAGACACACACUCACACACGCACGCACACACACACCCUCACUCACACACACAGAGAAACACACACAUUCACUCAGAACACACACUUAAAGACAAACACACUUAAAGACUCACACACCUAUGGACAGACACACACACACGCACACAUACACAUACAGAAAGACAAACCCAUUCACUCAGAACACACACUUAAAGAUUCACACACCUAUGGACAGACACACACUCACACACGCAGGCACACACACACCCUCACACACACACACACACAGAAACACACACAUUCACUCAGAACACACACUUAAAGACAAACACACUUAAAGACUCACACACCUAUGGACAGACAGACACACACACACACACAGACACCCAUACACAUUCACUCAGAACACACUCUUAAAGACAAACACACUUAAAGACACACACCCAUGGACACACACACAGACACACGCACACACAGACAUACACACGCAUUCACUCAGAACACACACUUAAAAACAAACACACUUAAAGACACACACCCAUAGACACACACACACGCACACACACACAUGUGCACACACAGACAUACACACACAUUCACUCAGAACACACACUUAAAGACAAACACACUUAAAGACUCACACACCUAUGGGCAGACACACAGACACACACACACAUUCACUCAGAACACACUCUUAAAGACAAACACACUUAAAGACACACACCCAUAGACACACACACAGACACAUGUGCACACACAGACAUACACACACAUUCACUCAGAACACACACUUAAAAACAAACACACUUAAAGACUCACACACCUAUAGACAGACACACACCCACACACAUUCACUCAGAACACACUCUUAAAGACAAACACACACACACACACAUGUGUACACACAGACACACACAUUCACUCAGAACACACUCUUAAAAACAAACACACUUAAAGACACACACACAGACACACACAGGCACACAGACACACACAGGCACACAGACACACACGGACACAUGCGCACACACACAUUCACUCAGAACACACUCUUAAAGACAAACACACACACCCAUAGACACAGACACACACACAUGUGCACACACAUUCACUCAGAACACACUCUUAAAGACAAACACACACACCCAUAGACACAGACACACACACAUGUGCACACACAUUCACUCAGAACACACUCUUAAAAACAAACACACUUAAAGACUCACACACCCAUAGACACACACACACACACACACACACACACAUGCUGCAGAGAGGGUGGGCCAUGUGGUGUGGAGUGGAGCAGGUCUGAGGGCAGGGUGAAGGAAGGCGUGCCAGAGGAGUCAGUGCAGGGGUCAGGAUGGCAUUAGUCCCAGGGCAGGGUGAGGGUGAGAGAAGGCGUGCCAGAGGAGUCAGUGCAGGGGUCAGGAUGGCAUUAGUCCCAGGGCAGGGUGAGAGAAGGUGUGCCAGAGGAGUCAGUGCAGGGGUCAGGAUGGCAUUAGUCCCAGGGCAGGGUGAGGGUGAGAGAAGGCGUGCCAGAGGAGUCAGUGCAGGGGUCAGGAUGGCGCUCCAUCUCCCGCUGGCCAUGGCACUCCUGAUGGGUCUGGUGGAUUCCUUGUGUGCGAGCGGGACAGAGCAGAAGCAAACAGAACCAACACCGGUCCAGAACCUUCCGUCUUCCAGCCGGUACUUCACAAGCUCAGGUCCCACAAGACCCGGUUUCACGGGUCCAACGGGACCUGGUUCCACCAAUCUGACAAGACCCGGUCUCACGGGUCCGACAGGACCUGGUUCCACCAAUCUGACAAGACCCGGUCUCACGGGACCAACAGGACCUGGUUCCACCAAUCUGACAAGACCCGGUCUCACGGGACUAACAGGACCUGGUUCCACCAAUCUGACAAGACCCGGUCUCACGGGUCCCACAAGACCCAGUCUCACGGGUCCGGCGGGACCUGGUUUCACCAAUCUGACAAGACCCGGUCUCACGGGACCAACAGGACCUGGUUCCACCAAUCUGACAAGACCCGGUCUCACGGGUCCCACAAGACCCAGUCUCACGGGUCCGGCGGGACCUGGUUUCACCAAUCUGACAAGACCCGGUCUCAAGGGUCCGAUGGGACCUGGUUUCACCAAUCUGACAAGACCCCCUUCUAUUGAGGACCAACUGAACCAGAUCCACAAGGACCUGGAGAACCAAACCCAGAACUUUGUGUCUGAGGAUAAAGAGAAGUUCCAGGACUACGAGGACCAUCUAGCAUCCUCAUCCUCAUCAUCAUCAUCAGGUGUGUGUCGAGAAGAGGAUCUGGUGGCAGCGAGUCAGGCCCUGUGUGCUUCUACUUUCUACCAGCAGAUGGAGCACUUGUCACCUGAUCAACACUGCCUGCUGCUGGACCGCGUCAUCAUGGCGUACAACGACAUGACGCUGUGCUUGGAGGAGUUGUCCCACUGGGCCGGCUGCUUCUAUCCCAACAGCCAAGUCCAGGACUUGUUCCUGCAGGUCCACAGCAGCUUCUUCCAGCAGUGUCCCCGCCAAGAGCGCCCCCUGGAGGACGCCCCGCAUGGGCUGGCGGUGGCCCUGACGCUGGGCACCGUCAGCAUCCUGCCCGUGUUGGUCUACCUGGUGGGCUGGAGGAGCGGCGUGGACCCCGCUCGCUAACUCCACCUUCCUCUUCAGCUCCUACAAAAUAAAAGUUGCCCCAGACGUGAAGGUUUCAUCCUGCUUUUAUUGUUUGCCACAUGAAUAGUGAGGUCACAUGACCCAGGUGUCCAAAGUUGAGCUAAUGUAUAGCAUUUGUUAGCACACUAAUAUUGACUUCAUUUUGCAGGGGUUUUUUAUUUGAUGAAUGCUACCUGUUAGCAUGCUAACCUUAAUAGGCCAGCUUUUAGCUAAUAAGUUAUAUUUUGUUACUUGAUGUAUGCUAAUGUUACCAUGCUAGCAUUUUUACCAAAUCUUCCUGGUACACAUGGCAGACUACUAAGGUUUGUUGUUCAUAUGUAAGCAUGCAGACAUUAGCAUGCUAGCUUUUGUAGCUAAUUUAGCAGGUAUAUACAUCAGUGAAUUGAUGAAGGUGGACCCCGACUUAAACAAGUUGUAAAACUUAUUGGGGUGUUACCAUUUAGUGGUCAAUUGUACAUAAUAUGUACUGUACUGUGCAAUCUACUAAUAAAUGUAUCAAUCGAUCAAAAAAA